This is a messenger RNA of Zasmidium cellare ATCC 36951, 354 nucleotides long. RefSeq lists its product as uncharacterized. Lineage: Eukaryota; Fungi; Ascomycota; Dothideomycetes; Mycosphaerellales; Mycosphaerellaceae. The transcript has 4 exons. The coding region runs from base 1 to 354 and encodes 117 amino acids. The record is from RefSeq and is a predicted model, not a curated record.
AUGGUCAAAGACAACGAAACCGUCAUCUCAGAAUUCAACGACCUAGUCAACAUGACCGCCUCCGAACUGCAAGCCUGGCUAGGAAAAGAAGAAUCCGCCGGCGCAGGCUGGGACAAAGACGACGGCUCGGGCGAGACGAUCGGUCAUGAGAGUGGUCGCAAGAUCAUCGACAUCCUGGAGAAGAACCCGAAGAAGGAGCCUGAGAAGUAUGAUCAGGAUGACAUUGAUCAUAUGAGGAGGGUUGUUGCUUACAACAAACGCCAUUUGGCUCAAGAAGGCAAGGCCAAACAGGAUCCUAACAGCAAGAGUGCGAAGAGUCUGAAGAAUUGGGGCCAUGAUCCACAGAAGUCGUAG